Chenopodium quinoa (quinoa) is the source of this 1330-nucleotide messenger RNA. RefSeq lists its product as uncharacterized. Lineage: Eukaryota; Viridiplantae; Streptophyta; Magnoliopsida; Caryophyllales; Amaranthaceae. The transcript is spliced from 2 exons. The record is from RefSeq and is a predicted model, not a curated record. The coding region runs from base 475 to 990 and encodes 171 amino acids.
UUGUCGAAUUUACCACCUCCAAAAAAAAAACAUUUACUUUACCACCUCAUAAAAAAAUUAAACAUCAGUUUUACCACCUCAUCUGAGCUCAGGUGACGGAAAACGCUUGUGGGGCCCAGUUAACUGUCACUUCCCUCCAAUUUAAUUCUUUUAAAAUCGAUUUCCCUCUGUCUCCUCCUUUUCUCACCUUCCACCUUCCAUAAUCAAUGUCUCACCAAAUUUCUCACUUCCUCAUCAAUUUUCGUCUCUCUCUCCUUUGAUUUUUCUUGAUUCUCACUGUAACUGCUUCUCUCUCCUUUGAUUUUUCUCUUUCUCUCUGUAAAAACUGAAACCCUAGAUCAAUUUGGGUGGUUGAAAUCGAGCUGGAACCACAAAAUUGCAACACAUCAGCUUCUCUUGUCAUCUUCCACAGUAUGAGGGGACCAAAAGCUUGGUAAUUUGCUGACAGAAAUCGAGAUUCCUGACUACAAGAGAAUGGACACAGUGGACUUAAAAAUUACAGUAGGGGGUGCCUUUAUACCUUCUUUAGCUGGUAAAAAUAGAAGGGUGUUAACUUGGGAUGGUGGGUGGGUUUAUUGGAUGAGAAAAGUGGAAAAAAAUAAGAUAGAUGUACACUUUUUGAGGCAAGCAGCUAUACAUGGGUUUGUGUAUGUGAAUGUGAAGGUUCCUAGGGGGUUUAGUUGCUGGUAUAAACAAAAGGGCAAGUCUUGGGUGAAUGGUAAAAGGGAGCUUGUUGAUGGUGAGGUGAAUGGUUUCCUAGAGUCUGUGAACAAAGAGGGGGCAUGUGAGAUGUAUGUUACCAGUCAUGAGCCAAUUGAAGGGACUAACAAAACACCCUUCAAAUGUAUAGCUGGGAAUGAGCUAACCCCUGCACAAAGGAAGGAACUGAAAAAGAGGUUUGGUGGGCCUAAAGUGCAAGAAGCCAAAGGUGAUGAAACAAUGCAAGAACUGUGGUGGGUUUGGCCACUUUGCCAAAACAUGCAAGGCUGAAGCAGCACCAGAACAGCCUAACCCACCUGCAACAAAUCCAAAGGGUGGGAGGCCACAGAUGCAGACUCCUUGGCUUAAGGAACAGAGAAAGAAAAGUGAAGAGAAAGCAGCAAGACAGGUUUUUUGUGUAUUUUGUGACUUGAGUGUAUUUAGUGGCUUUGUUUCUGAGUCUUGUCAUACUGUGAUUGCAGGCUACACUGAAGUUGCCACAAUAUCAGCCUCCAACAACAGCACAGGCUGGGUCAAGUAAUGCUGCACCUGCAACUGAUGUGUCAAGCCAGCCUGCAACAAGAACAGAGCCUUUGCCAACUCAGCCUGUUACCAGGAGCAACAGGAGCCU